AUGCCUCUUGACGAGAUUCCACUGGAAGUUGUCGAAGUAUCACGGGGUGAUGUUGGAGGGUAUGCCGAGCCGUAUAGCCCUCCUCCAGCCGUUAUCUCACACCAGAUUACCCGCUCUCGUGUUGCGGCUGCAUGGCGAGCCAGUAAAAUCGAAGCCUACACCCACGUAGUCCCAAUGGAGUCGCCGCCUUCAUACCUAGAAAGCAGUAGCCCUGGGACAGAAGCUACCCACUUUUCUCAUCCAUACAGCAUGGGUUCACCAGUUAGCCACCAAUAUUUUGAUCGCAUGAUCAUUGAAUGA
Serendipita indica DSM 11827 is the source of this 300-nucleotide messenger RNA. Lineage: Eukaryota; Fungi; Basidiomycota; Agaricomycetes; Sebacinales; Serendipitaceae. The record is from the annotation of a GenBank genome assembly.